Molecule: messenger RNA, 1410 nt
Organism: Colletotrichum chrysophilum
Lineage: Eukaryota; Fungi; Ascomycota; Sordariomycetes; Glomerellales; Glomerellaceae
Exons: 3
Coding region: 1-1410 (469 amino acids)
Source: RefSeq, a predicted model, not a curated record
AUGGUGAUCGGGAACCGAGAAUUUACGACUUUCAGGAGUAAGAGUACCAAGAGCACUAAGAGUGACUCGGGGAAGGACUCGGGAAACGGAGAUGAUGCGUCAGUAGGCACGCAUGAGAGCUCGUAUGAGCACCCUCUGGCUCGCAAGGGCUACGACAUUGGCCCCGCGUCGCGGCUGGAGAUAGGCGAUGUCUUCGAGUUCCUCUGGGCCGACUCGCACGAGUUCGAAUGGGAGUGGAAGUGCCUUGGAUACACCCGCUUCAUUGUCCUUCGACAUAGCGACACGUUUCCGCACUAUGUUAUCUGCGUUCCCAUCUCCACCCCCACCAAGAACGACUUCCAGAAGCCCGGAAUCGACUCGAGCCAGCAGGGCUACGUCUUCGAAGAGAAUGACCGGACGCCGCCUUUCGACAAAUUGCCCUUCUCGCCGGUGGGCAUGCAGCUGCGCCCGGGCAAAUUCCGCGUCAAGGAAAACUCGCGAGCCAACUACGCCGAUGUCCUCGAGGUCGAUCACGACGCGCAGGUCAUGGUCGUCGGCGACGUUACCCGCUACUUCGACCGCGUGCGGAGGAAUGUCAACAAAGCCGUCAUGCGCAACGUUCUGAAGAGGGCGUUGGAGCAGUACCGCCAGGGCAAGCUGGUCAGCAAGAAGGGUGCAAAACUGGAGGCGAGUGUGAUAAAUGGUGGUCCCGAUGACGACGACGACGAGCCAGACUACGACCUCGAAGGCGAAAGCGAGCGGGAGAGGACAUCUCCUGUUCCGGAGAUGACUUACCACGUCAACGAUUCCUUCGUGGGAUCGAGGAGGUCACUCGUCGAACCCCAGCCGCGGAGGGAUUCAUAUGCCGACGCCGCGCGGAGGGAAUCGUAUCAUCAAGCGCAGUCUCAACCUCGCCAUGUCCCCAGCGCCGAACCCGCUCCGCCUCCGCCCGCGCCUCCGUUGCCCGACAUGGGCUCGAUGGGACCCCCGCCUCCCCCUGCUCCCCCCAUGCCACCGCAUCUCAACAGUAUGCCCCCGCCGGCUCCCCCUAUGCCGUCCCAUCUGAAUAACAUGCCUCCGCCGGCUCCUCCGAUGCCGCCUCACCUGAACGGCGCUUCUCCGGCUCAGUACAACAGCAUGCCCCCCUCACAGCCGCCCUCCAUCCGGAACCUCGAUCGGGACGACGCGGCCUCCAUCCGUUCCUUCGCUUCCGACGCUUCUCGACAGAGAAGGCAUUCGCGAAGAGAGGAGCGAGAACGAGAACGAGAACGCAACCCGCCACCCCCCAGGCCCGAGGCGCUCGAGCGAAGAAUGUCUAACCACAUUGACGGAGCAUCUCGGCCAUACCGCCAGCGCCUCGAGCUCCCCCGGUCCCGUAGUCAACGUCAGGAGGGAUCCGUAUACGACGUUGCGACAGCCAGGGCAGAUUGA